CUUCUCCCUGAGGAGCCAAGAAGCAGACGGCUCAUGACUUCUGACCAGGACACGAAAGUUGUCGCUGAACCACAGGUGCAGCAAGUACAAGAGGCAAAAGAGAGCUCUCAUUUGGAAUCCGCCAAGGUUUCAGACCUCAACCCCAAUGCGAAAGCAUGGGCCAACCACAUGUUUAGCCUGGACCCCAGCGGCAGCGCCGACACCACUACUGCUGCCCUGCAGCCAUGGAAGGAAGGCUGCGAUAGCUCGGCCGACCCCGGCCCAGAAGGCUAUGAAGCCAGUGAGGACAAGGCUUACAAGGAGCCUCUACUAACCGACCCAGAUGAGCCUCCACUCCCAGUAAUGCUGGCCGAGCCGGCCCCCCGCUGCCCCUGUGGCGGCCCCAGCUGCUGCCCCCCCCGACCCCCGCAGCCCCCGUCACGCUGGAGUGCCCCGAGCCGGCCUACACAGAAUACCCCGAGCCCGGGCCGCCUGGCUCUGCCAUUGGUCCAGGUGGACGAGAAGGGGGAGAAGGUGCGACCCAAUCAGAACCGCUGCAUCGUGAUCCUCCGAGAGGUUCCUGAGAGUACGCCCAUCGAGGAGGUAGAGGCUCUCUUUAAAGGCGACAACCUUCCCAAGUUCAUCAACUGUGAAUUUGCCUACAACGAUAACUGGUUCAUCACCUUUGAGUCAGAAGCAGAUGCACAGCAGGCAUAUCAGUAUCUCCGUGAGGAGGUGAAGACCUUCCAGGGGAAACCUAUUAAGGCGAGGAUAAAGGCGAAGGCAAUCGCUAUCAACACAUUCAUGCCAAAGAACGGUUACCGGCCGGUGGAGGUGAACCCGUACGCUCAGCAGCAGCGCUACACGUCCUACUACAUCCCGCCGGUUUACAGUCCGCAGCAGCAGUUUCCUCUUUACAGCCUCAUCACGCCGCAGGCCUGGUCCACGGCUCACAGCUUCAUCGACCCCGCGCUGGUUGCUCCGUUUCACAACAACCAGUUCAUCAACGGAUUUACAACAUCACACAGUUUCAAACCAGCGACGUCUCCGCUCACCGUCAGACACUACUCACCCAGGAACAGGAAUCACAGUAAACCUCACCUGCGGCCGACCGUCCCGACAGCGGACCGCAGCGCCGGCCUCCUGGACAGUCCGGGUUUAUUUCCCAGCUUCCCCAGCGAGCGUCUGAACGGAGUCCGCAGCAGUCCGCCGACCCGCCUCCCCAGCAACAGCAGCCAGCCCAGAACCAGGUUACCUUCCUCCUCCACGGCCUUCCCACGCAGCCACACCGCCGGCACGGGCCGAGUCACCGAGCCCGCCACCACAGACUACUCUCUGAGCAGAGGAAGGAAAAAGAGGGACGAAAAGUUUACAAGAGUGACGCCUCAGUCUCCGCCUCUUGCUCAGAAACCGGAGUCUCCGAACUUGGAGUUUGAUCCCUCCAGCUUCCCGCCGCUUCCCGGAGCGGCCGGUCAGCUCAAAACAGACAACGUGUUCGACAACCGGCUGGCGAGCAGCGUCGUCGUCGGGACGGUGAAAGAACGGAAUGUAAGUGCUGAGUCCGGUUCAGGAGCAGCUCUCUCCCCCGCCGGACCCAAAGAGCCUCUUCGGCCCUCCGCCUCCACGAUGCCACAAAGCUUCCAGCCGUCGCCGACAACAACGACCCCGACCGUCGCUCCGACUCUGACUCCGACCGCCGGGCCUCCGCACAGUCCGGCUCCCUCCCUCGUCCCCGCAGCAGACGUGAAGGUGACGGAGGUGAAGCCGAAGGAGGCGCAGCUCUCCGUGGAGCGAGUCCCCGGCACUUUGUCCACUGCAAGCAAAUCAGUGCAAGUCAACGGUGCUGCAACAGAGCUGAGGAAGCCCUCCUACGCUGAGAUCUGCCAGCGAGUGAAAGACACCUCGACAUCACAGCAGCAGCAGCAGCAGCCGCCGACCCCGAAGGAAGCCAAGCCAGCAUGCACCAACACCACCAACAACAACGCCACUUCCUCUUCCUCUUCCUCCUCUGCAGCAGGCGAGGACAGGAAGUGCUCCGACGCCUCCUCCUCAUCCUCCUCCAUCCCGGCAGGAGAGGCUACUAAAAACGCCAGAGAGACAUACCCUAAUUCCUCCACCAAACCUGGCUCAGCAGCAGCAGGAGGAGGAGGAGUAGGAGGAGGUGCAGGAGGUCGACCCCCGAGGGAGGCUCGACGGUCGACCGGGCGGUGGGCUUCCCCUCCGCCUCCACAUCCAGGGAAAAACCCCAGCAAAGAUCCCCAUCACACUCCACCCAAAUCUCCCCAGUAGGGCUCCUCCUACUAC
Scomber japonicus (chub mackerel) is the source of this 2283-nucleotide messenger RNA. Its product is annotated as la-related protein 4B-like. Gene Ontology annotation, biological process: positive regulation of translation. Gene Ontology annotation, molecular function: mRNA 3'-UTR binding. Lineage: Eukaryota; Metazoa; Chordata; Actinopteri; Scombriformes; Scombridae. The record is from RefSeq and is a predicted model, not a curated record. Gene Ontology annotation, cellular component: cytosol; cytoplasmic stress granule.